AGUCAGUUCUAUCGUCGACGCCAGUCAUUGCUCAGCGUCUCUGGGGAGAAGACGAGCUCGUGCCAAGCAGUCGUCGUCUUCGCCGUGGCGGUAUCGGCGUCGGUCUCCCUACACCUUACCGUUCGUCAUCGACAUCCACCCAAAAAGGGAAGCUUCAUACCUACCGAGUUUGGCAUAUGCGCAUUGUUGUGUUUUUGGUUUAUGGAAUAUCGUGAAGUGUGUGAUCACAGCGAGCGUUUUCGUAAAGUGUCUACUGCUGUUAGAAGAGUGGAAAUCAGUUAUUGUAAGCGUGCCAGAAAAACCCCGAAAAUAGUGAAUAAAUUUAGUGAAAUACAGAGUGUCCAGAGUGAGUGAGCAAUGCAAGUAUGGAAUCGAUUAGAAGAAAGCUGGCCACAAACCCACGGGAGAAUGCUAACAUCCUGUCGGUGCUCACGUUUUGGUGGACUAUAGAUCUGUUCAAAAAAGGUUACACCAAAGUGUUGGAACUGCAGGACCUGUUCAAACCACUCGAAGUCGACAAAUCGGAAACACUCGGUGAUCGGUUAGAAACAAAAUGGUUCGCACAACAGUCCGGCCCGGGACGGCCUUCGCUCAUCAAGGCCAUCUUCAAAACCUUCUGGUGGGAGUACACCAUCCUUGGGUUCAUCUGCGUCGUCAACGACAUCUUCAUCCGGCUGGCUCAGCCGAUUUUCCUUGGUUGGCUGCUGCAGUAUUUCAGGAAAGAUACCGAUGUGACACGCGAAAGUGCGCUGUACUACGCAGGCGCAAUCGUCCUACUGAAUGCACUGAGUGUGAUAACUAUCAACCAGUACAUUCUGGGCAGUUUCCAGAACGGGAUGAAAGUGCGAAUCGCCGUAUGCAGUGUGAUCUACCGGAAGGCACUGCGGUUGUCUCGGACGGCCUUGGGAGACACGGCACCCGGUAAGGUGGUAAACUUGCUGUCCAACGACGUCAACCGGUUCGACAUUGUGUCGGUGUUCCUGCAUUCGAUGUGGUCUGCUCCGCUGUUGACCAUCAUCGUCGGGGUGUUGCUGUACAUGGAAAUCGGAGUGGCAGGGUUGAUCGGGAUGAUUGUGAUCUUCAUAGUGACCCCGAUUCAGGCCUAUACGGGCAAGUUGACGUCCCGGUUUCGACUGCAGACGGCGCUGAGAACAGACGAGCGUAUCCGGUUGAUGGACGAGAUUAUAUCCGGGAUCCAGGUUAUUAAGAUGUACGCGUGGGAGAAGCCGUUUGCGAAGCUGAUCAAGCUGGCUAGAAGGCUGGAACUGAAGAUUGUGAAGAAGAGUUCUUAUGUUCGGGGGUUGUACAUGACGUUUCUGCUGUUCACGACCAGAAUGGCGCUGUUCUGUACGAUGAUGGCAAUGGUUUUGCUAGGAAACGAUCUAACGGCUGCCAAGGUAUUUGUUGUUUCGACGUAUUUCGGAAUCUUGGCCAACACGAUGUCCGCUAUGUUUGUGAGAGGAAUUGCGGAAAUCGCAGAGGCGAUGGUCGCCAUGAAGCGUUUGCAGCGUUUCCUCGAGUAUGCGGAGAAGGAAGGAGAAAGCGAGGGAGAAGCCAAGCAGAGGCUGCUUAAAGAUUUCGAACCCAAUGGAGACGUUUCCGAGAAACAGAAGCUGAUCGAAUCGGAUACACAGCUGCCACCGAAAGUGGCGAUUUCGAUGAAGAAUGUUACGGCUCGAUGGGGAGCUGUUAAGCGCCAGGACUUGCCUGGAUCUAAGCCCGAUGCCAAAAAUGGAUCCGCACCAGUGCCGAAAAUUGUCGAUACGGUGAGGAAAAUGGACGAGGAGGAUGAAUCUUGGAAGACUGCUACGUUGUCGAACAUUAACGUAGAUUUCAGAAAAGGCAUUUUGAUAGGAAUAAUUGGACCGGUAGGAGCGGGCAAAUCGUCUUUAUUGCAAGCUAUGCUGAAGGAACUGCCAUUAGAAUCGGGAUCAAUUGUCAGCAAAGGAAAGUUUGCAUACGUUAGUCAAGAACCGUGGGUCUUUGCCGGAACGGUACGACAGAACAUUCUGUUUGGUCAACCGAUGGAGAAGGAUCGAUACGAUUCCGUUGUGCAGGCUUGCGCUCUACUGAGAGAUUUCGAACAGCUACCGCAUGGUGAUAAGACAAUCAUAGGAGAACGUGGAGCAGCGCUUUCCGGGGGACAGAAAGCAAGAAUAAGUUUAGCUAGGGCUGUGUAUCGAAGAGCCGACAUAUUCCUGAUGGACGAUCCGCUCAGUGCCGUGGAUGCUCACGUGGGUCGCCAUUUGUUCGACAUUUGUAUAGGUCCUCGAGGACGGUUAGGCAAGCUGAAAACAACGAGGAUAUUGGUCACACAUCAAGUGCACUUCCUCAAAGAAGCCGAUUGGGUGAUAGUAAUGAAUGAGGGUAAAAUAACAAUACAGGGAACACCGUACGACCUUUCGCAAAACGGAAUAGACUUUGUAGAGUUACUGGAGAAGCUCGAAGAAGAAGCCGGAGAUGGUGAAAGUUCAAUCAUGACGUCGGAUAGAAGAAGUCGCCGCGGAUCACGUGCCUCGUCCAGAUCCAUUGCCUCUUCGCAACACUCGCUGGAAGAUCUCGCGGAAGAUGAACAGCACGAAAAGAGAGAAAAGGAUAAAUCCAAAUCACCGGAAGCUGAUCAGAACAUGGAAAUGAGUUCCAAAGGAACUGUACAGGGAUCGGUUCUGCUCAACUACGUUCGCUGCGGUGCAAAUCCUGUGAUAUUGCUUGGUCUGUUGAUACUGUUUUUGGGUACACAGCUGGCAGCUAGCGGAGCCGAUUUCUGGGUUGCGUUUUGGACAUCCCAAGAAGAGCAACGUAUAUUUUUAAGACAAAACAACACUGAUCACAGCGAACCAAUCGAAAGAGCGAACAACUCCUCUAUUCUAGAAGAAGCUCUAUCGGAAAUAGAUUCCUCCAACGGAUCCCUUCGAAGUACAGAGUUUUGCAUGACAGUCCAUGGAGCUCUAGUGAUAAGCAUCUUUCUAAUAGCAAUCUCACGAUCCAUAAGCUUCUACCGAACGUCGGUACGGGCAUCGCAGAACCUGCACGACUCUAUGUUCAAGGGAUGCGUUUCGACUUCUAUGCGCUUCUACGACACCAACCCGUCCGGACGUAUUCUUAACCGAUUCUCCAAGGAUAUGGGAUCGGUCGAUGAGCUGCUGCCGAAAGCAAUUUUGGACGCAACGCAGAUUAUUCUCAACAUGAUUGGUACGAUCAUCGUCACCGUCGUUGUAAAUCCGAUGUUCCUCAUUCCGUUGGCAUUCCUGGGGGUGAUAUUUAUCUACCUGCGGAAGAUUUAUCUCAAGACCUCGAAGAAUGUUAAAAGGCUCGAGGGAAUCACACGUUCUCCAGUCUUUUCGCAUCUAGCUGCGUCGCUAGCUGGUCUUCCAACGAUUCGAGCCUUUGCUGCCCAAAAUGAACUGAUCAAAGAGUUUGACUCCCAUCAAGACAUCCAUACGGCUGCCUUCUACAUGUUCAUCACCAGUAGCACGGCCUUCGGCUUUGCGUUAGAUCUACUGUGUCUUAUUUUCGUUCUGAUCGUAGUGUUUAGUUUUCUCGUUUUGGAUACAAACAUCUUGGGAGACCGGGUAGGGUUAGCUAUCACUCAAGCGAUGGCCCUGACCGGUAUGAUGCAAUGGGGUAUUCGACAGAGCGCAGAAGUGGCCAACUUCAUGAUGUCUGUCGAACGUCUGCUCGAGUACCGUGACCUUCAACCGGAAAAGCAACCGGAUCCGCCAAGGAUUUUGAACAAAGGCUGGCCCGAAGCUGGUCGUAUCCUGUUUAAGAAUGUCUCCUACCGUUACUUUGAAGGCGGUAACCUAGUACUGAAAAACUUAAACUUCGAGAUCAAUCCAAUGGAGAAAAUUGGAAUUGUGGGCCGAACUGGAGCUGGCAAAUCUUCUCUAAUAGGAGCACUAUUUCGCUUGGCGCAAGUCGAAGGUGAUAUCCUGAUCGACGGAGUAAACACAGGGGAAAUUUCAUUGGAGAAUUUGAGAUCGAAGAUUUCAAUCAUUCCUCAAGAUCCGGUUCUGUUCUCUGGAACCCUCCGGAGAAACUUGGAUCCGUUUGAAGAUUUCCCCGAUACGGAUCUUUGGAACGCGCUGGAGCAAGUCGAACUGAAGGAAAUUGCCAACGGUCCGCUGGGUCUGCAGAUGGCCGUUGCCGCUGGUGGAUCAAAUUUCAGCGUAGGACAGCGACAGCUGAUCUGCCUGGCUCGUGCCAUCUUGAGAAGCAAUCGUGUGCUGGUACUGGACGAAGCUACGGCGAAUGUGGAUCCAAACACCGACCGGCUGAUCCAGGAGACAAUCCGUAUCAAGUUCGCCAACUGCACCGUGCUGACGAUCGCCCAUCGCCUAAACACCAUCAUGGACUCGGACCGGGUACUGGUGAUGGAUGCGGGCGAAUCCAUCGAGUUCGGAACGCCACACGAUCUGCUCCAGAUGCCGGUGGGUGUGUUCAAGGAAAUGGUUCUGGCUACGGGACCGUCCGAGUCGGAGAGACUCAUACAAAUUGCCAAACAAAAACACGAUGAAAUCGAGGCCAGUGGGUAGAUGUAACAAAACAAUCGGAUAUUUAGGGGGAAACGGUGCGCAGUCGGAAGUACAAAAAGUGACCUUAUGAAGAUUUGUUCAGAACAAAUGAUGAUUUCCGGUGAAAUCAAGAACCAAAUAAUUUUCCAGUUUAAACAGUCUCAAUUGAUGAAGAAUCUGUUGUAAUCAGUAAGUUGUACCGCACUUCCUUUUUACUUAAAAUUACUUAAUUACGUAACAGCUGCUGAUAUGCAACUUGCUAACUAAAUCGAAACAAGAAUAAUAAUUUCUCCUUAAUGUUAUUUUCAUGUUGAUCACUAUUAUGUUAUGAUAUUAUACAUAUAUUAUUUGGUUUGUACGCAAACUACAAUGUUCAUUUGCUUCAAGAUGAAACAUUUUGGAAUCUAAAUUUAAAUUUGUAAUAAAUAUUAUCUUUGAGAUUAGUGUCUUUAAAAAGCCAUAUUUAGUUUCUGGAAUGUUUCAUCUUGUACUAUCAAUAAACCAUUGCCAAUAAAAACAAA
This is a messenger RNA of Aedes albopictus (Asian tiger mosquito), 5035 nucleotides long. Its product is annotated as ATP-binding cassette sub-family C member 4. Gene Ontology annotation, cellular component: membrane. Gene Ontology annotation, biological process: transmembrane transport. The record is from RefSeq and is a predicted model, not a curated record. The transcript is spliced from 9 exons. Gene Ontology annotation, molecular function: ATP hydrolysis activity; ABC-type transporter activity; ATP binding. NCBI's taxonomy places the organism in Eukaryota, Metazoa, Arthropoda, Insecta, Diptera, Culicidae. Bases 366 to 4535 code for a protein of 1389 amino acids.